ACCCAUUUCCGGACCCAGCUUUGUGCUGGGGGUUGUUGUCAUUCAAGGAUAUAUCUAUGGAGUUCACCUGGGAAGAAUGGCAGCUACUGGAUUCUACACAGAAGUACCUCUACAGGGAUGUGAUAUUAGAAAACUAUAACAAUCUGGUAGCAGUGGGGUAUCAUGGUACCAAACCUGACUUAAUCUUCAAGUUGGAGCAAGGAGAAGAGCCAUGGAUAAUAAAUGCCACAAUUUCCAGUCAGAACUGUCCAGAAGACUGGGAAGAAUGGUACCAGGAAAGUCAAGAUGAGUUUGAAAGUAUUGAGAGAAGCUUUGCUUAUAAUGUGUUCGGAAAACUUCAUCUGAGCAAAACCCAUGUUUCUUCAAAACAAAGACUCCAUAAGUAUAACACACAUGGAAGGAGUUUGACACAAAACUCAGGUUCAAGUAGAAGUUAUGCAAGAAAGAAUCCUGGUAAGUUUCAUGGUUAUGAAGAACCAUAUAUUCUUAAACAUCGAAGAACUCACAGCAUAGAGAAAAACUGUGUGUGUAGCGAAUGUGGAAAAGCUUUUCGUUGUAAAUCACAGCUCAUUGUACAUCUCAGAAUUCAUACAGGAGAGAGACCUUACGAGUGCACUAAAUGUGAAAGAGCUUUCAGUGCCAAGUCAAAUCUUAAUGCUCAUCAGAGAGUUCACACAGGAGAAAAACCCUACUCAUGUAGUGACUGUGAGAAAGUCUUCUCUUUCAGGUCACAGCUCAUCGUCCAUCAGGAAAUUCACACGGGAGGGAAACCCUAUGGUUGCAGUGAAUGUGGAAAAGCCUACAGUUGGAAAUCACAGCUUAUUUUACACCAGAGAAGUCAUACAGGAGUGAAACCCUAUGAAUGCAGUGAAUGUGGGAAAGCCUUUAGUUUGAAGUCACCGUUCAUUGUCCACCAAAGAACUCACACAGGAGUGAAACCCCAUAAAUGCAAUGAAUGUGGGAAAGCCUUUCGAAGUAAGUCCUAUCUCCUUGUUCACAUCAGAAUGCAUACAGGGGAGAAACCCUAUCAAUGCAGUGACUGUGGGAAAGCCUUCAAUAUGAAGACACAACUCAUUGUACAUCAGGGAGUUCACACAGGAAACAAUCCUUAUCAGUGCAGUGAAUGUGGGAAGUCCUUUGGCAGGAAGGAACAGCUCACUGCACAUCUGAGAGCUCACGCAGGAGAGAAACCCUAUGGAUGCAGCGAAUGUGGGAAGGCUUUCAGCAGCAAGUCAUACCUUGUUAUACAUAGGAGAACGCACACAGGAGAGAGACCUUAUGAAUGUAGUUUGUGUGAGAGAGCCUUUUGUGGGAAAUCACAGCUAAUUAUACAUCAGAGAACUCACUCAACAGAGAAACCCUAUGAGUGCAAUGAAUGUGAAAAAGCCUAUCCUAGGAAGGCAUCACUCCAGAUACACCAGAAAACUCAUUCAGGAGAAAAACCUUUUAAAUGCAGUGAGUGUGGGAAAGCCUUCACGCAAAAGUCAUCUCUUAGUGAACAUCAGAGAGUUCAUACAGGAGAGAAACCAUGGAAAUGCUCGGAAUGUGGGAAAUCUUUCUGUUGGAAUUCAGGGCUUCGUAUACAUCGGAAAACUCACAAAUGAAAAAUCAGAGUGAUGAGAUAAAUGUUACAAGCUUUCUUACAGAGGCUGAUGCUCAGGAGACUUUAGAUGAUAAUAUAGACAGGAUUUAUAAGCAAAAGGUCCUAAAACUACACUCAUGUCAAAAAAGUCACAUAGGAGAAAGACCAAUCAUAUUUGGAAUGAGUACACUAAGGCUUUCAGAAAUAAGUUGCAAGUCUUUGUAGACAAGAGAGUAAUUGAAGGAAUGAGGAACAGUAAAUAUACCAAAUAUAGUAGCAGCAUUAUGAAGAUUCAGAUAAUUCAUACUGAAAACACCUUAUAAAUUUAAUAAAUCAGGAAAGCAUAACAUGGAAAGUCACAUUCCAUAACUGAAGCUAUGUUUUUGUAAAAUAGAAUAGAGAAAAUCUCAAUUAUCAACAGACUUUUUAAUGGUACAGUAUAAAGUUUUUUGUUUUAACAUGUAAAUAAAAUCAUGGUCAGGAAAACUGCAAGGAGCAUAUUCUGAAAAUUAAGGGUUAUUUAGAGUGACUUCCCUGAUUAACACUGAAUAGCAUUUUUAAAAUUUGGGGUAUUUUAUUUUUUAAUGUAACUUGUAAUAUCUAUAUCUCUCUAUAUAUUUGAUAGUUUGUGAAAUAUGCCUCAGUAUUCUCCACAUUAAAUACUAAAUAUCAGCAUUGUCUCUUUAUUAGCAAUAUAGCUUAAAUAAUGUGACAUAAUAAAUGAAAGGAUAUAGUUCUCACUCCAGGUUUUCUUAUUCAGCUGUCUGCAUAAUCUGGCACUUAUUACAGGCUGCUGCUUAAGGGAACUCAUCAUAAUGAACAUUUAUUACAUUUUAGCAGUUCAGUGUCCUUUCUCCAUUGUUUGAUCUGAGCACCCUUGUUUUCUCUGGAGAAAUACCUCCCCUCUCUCGGGUGCUUCCUUGUGAUAGUGUCUUUUAGGUAUCCGUUCCACUAGUCACAGGUGAGCAUUAUACCCAUUGUUGGAUAAUGGUAACCUCUUUUUCAGGAUUUUGAGUCUAAUUCAGUCACACAUGAACCAAAAAGGAAAUGUGGGGAUUUAUUUAUUCCUGUCCUAGAAUUCUGUUGAGACCAUUCAUUAGUUCUGCUAAGUUGAUUCCCAGAAUAACUUUGGAUACUAUCCCAUUUUGAACCUGGUUCUCUGACCACCUGUGUGUUUCCUCUUAUCUUCUCAAUAAAAAAAAAAAAAGUCUA
Carlito syrichta (Philippine tarsier) is the source of this 2794-nucleotide messenger RNA. It is a transcript of the gene ZNF26, whose product is annotated as zinc finger protein 26. The record is from RefSeq and is a predicted model, not a curated record. NCBI's taxonomy places the organism in Eukaryota, Metazoa, Chordata, Mammalia, Primates, Tarsiidae. Bases 57 to 1604 code for a protein of 515 amino acids. Gene Ontology annotation, biological process: negative regulation of transcription by RNA polymerase II. The transcript has 4 exons. Gene Ontology annotation, molecular function: DNA-binding transcription repressor activity, RNA polymerase II-specific.